UGGCCACACUUGUCCCUCCUUUCAAAAGGAUACGCUGAUCCACACCCUAGCUAUCCUUCAAGACGAGCGAUUAAUCUAAGGAUCCCCCACGAGAGAAAACCUGGUGGCAUUUUCCCAUUUUCUGCCAGCGCGGACAUUCCUUUCUCCUCCCUCAGUUGCGAGCGUUCAGUCAGCCAGGGCGGAAGUCCUCGCCAUUUUGAGUACACGACCUUAACUUCUCCGGAUAUCCUUAUAUUAUAUUGGGUCUUUUUACUCGUCUUUACUCCUUCUUCUGCCGAAUGAUAGGUUGCCAUAUAAUAGUGUCCAUGACAACCUGACACCACAAAAUACCAUCAGUUGCCAUGUUCGCUGGAGAGGAUUUUAUCACAGUGCCACCAGACAGUAGACAGUGCUGCCCUUUAUCGUAUUCUGUGAGGAAAGAGUUCGCCACGGCACUUGCCAUUUGGAAUUGACACCUGCUACCACAAAGAAGCACCUGCUGUCGUAUCCUACCUGGCACUGAAUUCCACUUGUGUUGGCAUGUGACUUAGAGGGGCGAGAGAGCUGUAAUGAUUUUUACUGAGUUCCUCACUCCCACUCAGCAUUAAGAGUACAACUUUGACCAGAGUCCUUUGCUGAGCUAACUAGCCUCAAGAACAAAGAUGGCGUUGCAGAUGAACAUUUCGGGCUUACGCCGUAAUAUGAAAAACAUUGCUCAUAAUUAUACAGAUGCACAGAUAAAAGUAAGAGAAGCAACAAGCAAUGACCCAUGGGGCCCUUCGUCCACCCUCAUGUCUGAAGUGGCCGAUCUCACCUACAAUGUGGUGGCCUUCUCAGAAAUUAUGCAGAUGAUAUGGAAACGCCUCAACGACCAUGGGCGAAACUGGAGACACGUGUAUAAAGCGCUUGUCCUCUUAGAAUAUCUCAUAAAGACUGGCAGUGAAAAGGUUGCAGAUCAGUGUAAGGAAAAUAUCUUUGCCAUUCAAACAUUGAAGGACUUCCAGUACAUUGAAGAAAACAAAGAUCAGGGAAUGAGUGUGAGGGAAAAGGCUAAAGCUCUUGUCACACUUCUAAAGGAUGACGAGCGGCUUCGAAACGAGAGAGUGAGAGCUCUGAAGGCCAAAGAGAGGUUUGCCCAGAGUGUAUCAGGCAUUGGAAGUGACAGUGACAUAAGCUCUCCCACUAGUCCCUCUUAUCCUGAUACGUAUGUAACUAGUUCAUCUCGUCCCAAUGAAAGGAAUGCGUAUGGAGUACAGGAUGGGCCUUCAGGUCUUGAGCCACAGUUGGAGGCAGCUCGUCCCCAGACAGUUGGAGAAGAGGAGCUACAGCUACAGCUUGCCUUGGCCAUGAGCAAAGAGGAAGCCGAACAAGAGGAACAGAGGCGGAGAUCGGAUGACGUGCGGCUCCAAAUGGCUCUUACUCAAAGUGAAGAGGAAUUUAAGGAUGAUGCGACACC
This is a messenger RNA of Penaeus vannamei (Pacific white shrimp), 1435 nucleotides long. The record is from RefSeq and is a predicted model, not a curated record. Lineage: Eukaryota; Metazoa; Arthropoda; Malacostraca; Decapoda; Penaeidae.